UUUUUUGGUCUAUUUAGCUAUGAAAUACCGCUAGUAGCAUUUUGAGAGCAAUAGCAACUGCCUUCAGAUCACCCUAGAGCUCAGUCUUCAAAUCACCUUUCAAGUCUGACAAAAAGAGGAAAUUUUGCUUUCCCACAUGACACAUUUCUGAACCAAUGUGCAGUUUAACAGCAACAGCUGAUUUCUGCGAUCUCAAGUAUGUCUGUGAUUCCAUUUUUUAUCUUCUCAAAGAAAAAAUGUUCAGGGAGAAUAAAACUAUCUCUUUAUGUCUGGUAAGUGAAAAGGCCCUGUGGCUCAGGCUGAGUGCUGGGGUUGAUGGGCUCACCCUCCCCUGGCUUUUUGCAGAGGUGACAGAGUCCAUCUUCUCUCUGUCACCAGGAAUUUAAACAGUAGGAGAUCCCCACCACCACCCCACGACAAGCAAGGCCAGAGAUGGGAAAGAGCCACAGCUUUCCACUGAGCUGAGGCCAAGCCUCUUCUGUACCUGGGGAUUUUGCUCUGAAGUGCAUCCCAGCAUGACACAUUUGGCAGCUCAAAGAGGCUCUCAUCUCGGUGCUCACUCUCACUGCCUGCAAAGCACGUGGUAAUGGCACGGGCGUCUGGCAGAGCAAAUAACCAACCCCUAACUUUUUCCACCUGCUCGCAGACCUUGGGAGAGAGGUGCUUCAAGGAGCCAGCACUGACGAAUGCAAAAAACACGCACCUCUUCCUGCAGAUAUCUCUGUUUCCUUGGCUCUGCUCUGUUUUUUUGCUGUUUGUGACGUGGUCCUGCCAGAUAUAAAGCAGAGACAGAGGAGCCCUUGGCUCAGUCCAUUUUCCAGGUGGCAGAGGCAGCCAAAGAAGCACGGUGCUCAAUGUGCUGGGCGGACCUGCUCAUCCUUCUCCCUGCAGCCUGGUACCAGCUGGCAGCUUUCCCCUUCGCUGCUCUCUUCCACCAGCUCUGUGCUUCGGGGCAACUCUCUCUGACUGCUCGGUACACAUUCCUCCUCGCUGGAGGAUGUCUCCUUGCAGUCACAGCCAUGGGCAGCUAUGCCGUGUUACUUCUUAUCCCCGCUGCUGGCUCUGUGCACGUCCUCCUCUCCGUCAGCCCAGCUCACGUCCAUACCUGGGUCUUUGGCCUCCAGAUGUGCUGGCAGACGCUCUGCCACCUGGGCAGCUUCGUGCUGGAGUCAGAGGAUGCCAGACCAGCUGUUGCCCUCUCCGCCAUUAUGCUGCUCACCCAGAAAGUGACAUCUCUGGCCCUGGACAUCCACGAAGGGACCGUUCUGCCUCAGACAGGCCAGGGGCUUUUGCAGCAAGCCUUGCCUCUCUGCAGCUACCUGCUCUUUUUCCCAGCCCUCCUCGGAGGCCCCCUGUACCCCUUCAGCAGGUUUCAGGUCCAAGCCGAGUCCUUGGGGGCUGUCCCCCUGCCACUGCAGGCUGCUGGCCGGAGGUGCCUUGGGGCACUGGCACUGCAGGCGCUGCGUGUGGGACUGGAGGGCUGGCUGCCCUGUGCACAGGGCUGCUCCAUCCUGGCCAGCCUGUGCCACACGUGGAUGCGGGCCCUGCUCUUCAGGCUGGCCUACUACACACAGUGGGUACUGGAUGAGGCCCUUCUCGAGAUGGCAGGCUUUGGGCUGGUGGUGGGGCAGGGAGACCUUUCAGGCCGUGACCUGUGGGUGCUGGAGACCACACACCGCCUGGCUGUCUUUGCCCGAACCUGGAACAAGAGCACGUCCCGCUGGCUGCGGAGGCUGGUCUUCCAGCGCUGCCCAGCCCAACCGCUCCUCGCCACUUUCACCUUCUCCGCCUGGUGGCACGGCCUCCGGCCCGGGCAUGUCUUUGGUUUCCUGUGCUGGGCCAUCAUGGUGGAGGCUGACUACCGCAUCCAUCCCUUCCUCAGCGCCUGGGCCACCUCCCGUGUUGCAAAGCUCCUCUACCGUGGCACGACCUGGAUCUUCACGCAGCUCAUUGUCGCCUACAUCCUGGAUGCUGUGGAGUCUGAGAGCUUCUCUGCGCUCUGCCUACUCUGGACUUCUUACAAGAGUAUCCUUCCCCUCUCUUAUGGUGUUGUGCUGCUGCUGCUGCUUUCCAAGAAGCCAAAGCAGAACUGAGCCUGUCCUGUGCUACCUUGA
Messenger RNA from Cygnus olor (mute swan), 2114 nucleotides. RefSeq names its product membrane bound O-acyltransferase domain containing 4 (gene MBOAT4). The record is from RefSeq and is a predicted model, not a curated record. Gene Ontology annotation, biological process: lipid modification; peptidyl-serine octanoylation. The transcript has 3 exons. Gene Ontology annotation, molecular function: serine O-acyltransferase activity. Gene Ontology annotation, cellular component: endoplasmic reticulum membrane. NCBI's taxonomy places the organism in Eukaryota, Metazoa, Chordata, Aves, Anseriformes, Anatidae.